AAGGUUUUUUAUUUCAACCCUAACAAAGCACGCACCUCCUUCAACAGCUAGAGAUCUCGUCGAGCUGCUGAUAAGUAGAGUCAGGUGAGCCAAAUUACAUGAAAUGAAAACCUACAGGAUGGUCAGGCGGCCUUGCUCUAAACCAGGGCCCACAAAUACAGAGGACAUUGCUCUCGGACAGAACACACCUGUAUAACAGUCGAUGCCAACCAGCAAGUGUUCAUUUAAUUUUUCAAGGAAACCACUGAAAAGCACUUCGGAUUCCGAACCCCUCUUCUUCACAGUUGUGCUGACUGCUUGGAAUUACCCAGUACGUCUGUGUUCUUUCACUACAGUCUGAAAGACAUAGAAGUUCCAGGUGUUUUAAAAAAAUCAGGCAAGAUAGUUAAAACCAGUGGUUGCCCUUUCGGCUAAUUCUAAAAAUGACACAUCAAUUUCUUGAUCUUUCUCCAGGGUGUUAAAAUGUUCAAAAACAUUUUAAACAUCUCUGAUUUUGUUUUAAAAUGUCAGUUUGGGGCCUGAUCACAUGACCAGGUGUCUUUCUCGUUCGCCUGGUCUCAGAAAUUGUCCUGGCUCUCACCCCAAAACUCGUUUGCAUUCCUCUCUACAUCCCUCACAGGGGCGGGGAGGGAAGGAAUCCGGCGCGUCUAGAAUUUCCCCAACCCCCCCUAAACUCACACGCACACGCCCCCGCAACCCCACGCCUCCCCGGGAAAACCGGUUUCAUUCCUGAAAGGAACAGAGGCCAACUCCCCCUUCCAAGCGAAGCCUCAGUACGCAGAGCUGCAGCGGGGAGAGAGACUCGCUUCCUGGACGCUGCGCUCGCUUCCUGGACGCUGCGUUUGCUUCGGCCGAUUCGAUGGUCGCCGGGCAGGGGGAGACGUGAGUUGCCGUGGCGAUGGUUUCCGGGGGCAGGCAGGCCCUGGGGUUCGCGUUGGCGGGCGUGGGGUCGGCCGGGGUGGCGCUGAUCUGCGGGCUGCCCAUGUGGAAGGUCACCGCGUUCAUCAGCUCCAACAUCGUGACGGCGCAGGUAUUCUGGGAAGGCCUGUGGAUGAACUGCGUGUUCCAGAGCACGGGCCAGCUGCAGUGCAAGGCCUACGACUCGCUGCUGGCCCUGCCGCGGGACCUGCAGGCCGCGCGCGCCCUGGUGGUGGUCUCCAUCGCCGUGGCGGUGGCGGCGGCCCUGCUGGGCGUGGCCGGGGCCAGCUGCACCAACUUCCUGCGGCGGGACGCGACGGCCAAGGCCCGGGUGGCCAUCGGGAGCGGCGUGGCCUUCAUCGCGGCUGGCGUCCUCUGCCUCGUGCCCGUCUGCUGGACCACCUCCACGCUGGUGACCGGGUUCUACAACCCGCUGGUGUCCACCGGCCAGAAGGGGGAGCUGGGCGCCGCCCUCUACGUGGGCUAUAUGGCCGGGGCGCUGCUGGUUUUGGGCGGGGCCAUCCUGACCAGCAGCUGCCCCCGUGACCCCGCCCCCACCCCCACCCCCGUCCCGAUACGCCAGUUUGUGUGGGGGUCCCACGUCUCCUACGUGCACCGACCUCCAGAUCCCAGGUGGAGCAGGAGACCUCGAUGAACCGGAGAAGAAGAAGCCCCAACAGAAACCAGAAGGUUGUUUAAGAACCGUCCACAGCAGUCUGUAGCCUGUCUGUCUGUCUGUAGCCAGUCAGUACCCUGUCUUUCUGUUUGUCCGUCUGUCUGUAGCCUGUCUGUCUGUCUAUCCGUCCGUCUGUAACCUGUCUGCUUGUUUGUCUGUCUGUAGCCUGUCUGUCUGUCUACGACCCACUAUUAAUUUCUCUGCAGUGUGAAUAUACUGUACUUGGGGAUGGGCAGUAAUUAAAAUACUCAAAUAUGUGCAUUUGAAAUGUGUGCAUUUCAUGCAUAACAUGGGUUGCUCGUCCAUACUGCAUUCUGUAACACUGUGUCUUCUGUAGAAUUUAUUUUGCUAAACAGAAACAGAAUUCAGUACAGAGGCUAUUAGUGAGUAUUAUUGCCCAUCCCUGACUGUAUUGUAGGAAAUGUCUUAUUUUUCUAAUUAAGUUGAAUAGUUCAGUUCAGUUGAAAUGUGAUCAACCAACAUGUUUUGCAUAUGAUCAAACAACAUGUUGAAAAAUGUAUCAAAAUAUAAGCAUAUAAGCAAAAUAUAAGCAUAAGCCUUGCACUAGAAAAAAAUUAUUUUUGAUAGAUUUUUAUAGAGAUUUUGUGUUCCCAUAUUCAUUUUGUUGUAAUAAAUGUGAGAGAAAAAAAAA
Anguilla anguilla (European eel) is the source of this 2246-nucleotide messenger RNA. Its product is annotated as claudin-4-like. Gene Ontology annotation, molecular function: structural molecule activity. The record is from RefSeq and is a predicted model, not a curated record. Gene Ontology annotation, biological process: bicellular tight junction assembly; cell adhesion. Bases 899 to 1573 code for a protein of 224 amino acids. The transcript has a single exon. NCBI's taxonomy places the organism in Eukaryota, Metazoa, Chordata, Actinopteri, Anguilliformes, Anguillidae. Gene Ontology annotation, cellular component: bicellular tight junction; plasma membrane.